AGGCGUGGGUUUGCUUGACCGAGCUAAAUUUAUCUGGAUGGGGAAGGCAAGGGAUAGAAAAGUGCGCGACGCAAAGUCGUAAUGCUAGGCUAGUGUUUUCCUGACUAGCAAGGUCAUUGUCCUGCUAGAAGUCACAAGAGCCUUGUUCAGUCAUAGAAAGUACCUUCCCUUAUGAAAUUGCAUUCAUUCGAUGUCUAUAUAUAGGUAUCCUAUCUUGUCUAACCUCUUUCCCACAUAACGCCAGGAUUUUAUUGGCAUGGGAAAGUGAAGUGAUCCCAUUAUAUUUCCGUUCAUUUAACAACAGCAGUAGGUAGUCAACAUGGAAACCGAAACCAAAACCGAAACCGAAACCGAAACCCAAGUCCCCAAACUCCGGGUAGCUAUAAUCGGCGCUGGCAUCGCGGGAUGCUGUCUAACUAUCGGGCUCUCCCGAAACCCGUUACUUGAUGUACAUCUCUACGAGGCCUAUCCAGAUGUUGGCGUUCGCGGAGCAGGCAUUGCCCUUCACGGAAAUGCCAUCAAAGCAAUGGACUUAAUCUCACCCGAGAUCAAGAAGGCGUACUUCAAAAAGUCCCAUUUCAUGGCCAACGAGGAAGACACAGAGAUGGCAACCCAGAUCAUCGUCGGAAGCGGGCAGAAUGCUGGAACGCUUGUGGCAGAACUGGGCAGAGCAAAAGGAAGACGGACCAUUCAUAGGGCACAUUUUAUCCAGGGCCUUCUCGAGGACAUCAUCCCUGAACACCGUGUUCAUUUUGGAAAACGCGCGGUGGGCAUGGAAGAGAAUAGAAACAUAGGCACUAAUACGCCUAAGGUCGCCGUCACCUUCGCAGACUCCACGGCUGAGGAAUUCGACUUGGUAUUUGGCGCCGACGGUGCUAAGAGUGUUACUAGAAAAUUCAUCCUGGGCCCUGAUCAUCCGACGGCGGAAGCGGUCAAUCAUGAUAGCUGGCAUUGCUUCAAUACCCUUGUCCCAAUGAGAGAAGCAGAAGAGGUGGUUCCCAAGGAGUCAAUCGAGAAGGUUCGAAUGUUCUGUACGCCCAUCGGGUAUGUCAACGGCCUCCCUGUGGAUCUAGGAAAGACAUACAGCAUCUCCUGCUACCAGAGGGAUAGCAAACGAAGUAACUGCGAGAGAGCUGGUUUUGAUGCAGACGAAUGGAAGAAUUUCUGCCCUGAAGUCACCUCGCUAGUAUCGCUUCUCGAAAAACACCCAAACAAGCAUUGGGAAAUAUGGGAUCAUGACCACGCAUCUACCUAUUACCGCGGCCACGUUGCUAUAGUUGGCGACGCGGCACACGCCACGGCUCCUCACGCCGGGAACGGCGCCGCUCAAGCCAUCGAGGAUGCGGCGGUACUCGCCGGAGUGUUUGCCGCGGUCAAGUCGAAAGACGACAUCGACGCAGCUUUGCACGCUUUCGACCACGUUCGUAGACCACGAAGCCAGAAGGUAGUUGAUAUCACGAGGCAGUUCGGAAGGCUUUACAGUCUAGACGAUGGGGAGAGAGAUAUCCAGAGCAUGAAAAGCCAAAUGAGGGAGGGCGGCAUGUAUACGAAUGAAGUCGACAUGAAUGACCAUGUUGGAGCUGCGGUUUAUGAAUUUAAGGCCUGGUUUGAUGCGGAUAUUUGAUUCUUACAUCUGGGUAC
Molecule: messenger RNA, 1641 nt
Organism: Daldinia vernicosa
Lineage: Eukaryota; Fungi; Ascomycota; Sordariomycetes; Xylariales; Hypoxylaceae
Product: FAD/NAD(P)-binding domain-containing protein
Exons: 2
Coding region: 320-1624 (434 amino acids)
Biological process (GO): secondary metabolite biosynthetic process
Molecular function (GO): FAD binding
Source: RefSeq, a predicted model, not a curated record